Sordaria macrospora k-hell is the source of this 411-nucleotide messenger RNA. RefSeq lists its product as uncharacterized. NCBI's taxonomy places the organism in Eukaryota, Fungi, Ascomycota, Sordariomycetes, Sordariales, Sordariaceae. The record is from RefSeq and is a predicted model, not a curated record.
AUGAAAUCGACCAUCUACUCCAAGGUCUUCACGGUAAUCAUCUCUCUCUUGGGCAUUACCAACGGCCUCGCCAUCAUCCGCGGAGAUGCUCCUUCCCUGAACGUCUCCAUCGGAGGUUCUAUCAACCCCAUUGGCAACGCCCCUACUCCCCUGAACGUUUCUAUCGGCGGCGAGAUCAACCCCAUCGGUGCUCGCAACAUUCUCCGUGACCUUGAUGACUCCAACUCGAACGGCGCUCCUUUGAACAUUUCCAUUGGUGGCUCUAUCAACCCUAUUGGCAAUACCUCUUCUUCUCUCAAUGUCUCCAUCGGUGGCGAGAUCAACCCCAUUGGCAGUAAUCCCACUCCUCUCAACGUUUCUAUCGGCGGCGAGAUUAAUCCCGUUGGCACUCCUUUGGGAGACAGCGACUAG